AGACGCACCAGAUACAAACGCAGAGGCUGCGCUGGAGGGAGAUUUGAGAGGCGCAUGGAGAGCUGUCGUUCCGAACCUUGGCUCACUGGAGACUUUAAUUGUUAAUAUAUUUCUCGCUUUAUCGCUACAUUUAACUUUUUACCACCAUGGAAGCAAACCCGAACAUAAAAGUGACGCCAAAAGGGUUUCUCUGCAUCUUAUGCAAUGCCAAUUUACCUAACUUGCCAAGCCUGGGUCAGCAUGUGAAAGGGCGCAAACACAUGACUCUGAGCACGGUGAAGGAGACCAGGAAGGCCCAGGGGGAGCGCAGUGUGUUCGUCAGCGGCAUCAAGCCUGACAUCUCUCAGACUGACAUCACUGAGUACUUCCAGAAGUUCGGCCAGGUCUCAGAUGUUAUCAUGGAUAAAUCCAAGGGUGUGUUCGCCAUCGUGCAGUUCACUGAGGUCGACAGCACACAGGCCACGCUGUCCUGCCUCGAACAUCGGAUGAAUGGCUUGAAGCUGCGAGUCAAACCUCGGGAGAAGAAGGAUUUCAAGCUGAUUCCCAAGAAGGCCGGGUCGGAGAACCUCCAACAGUCUCUCGACCGUCUCAAACCUCAGCUGUGUCAGUUGGCAUCUGUGGAUGCACAGAUGCAGUACGUUGUAGAGCGAUUUCAGCUGGGAGACAAUGAAAAGAAAGCCCGAGAGUUGCUGGUUCAGCUCCUGCAAGAGGUUUUCGUGGAGUUUUUUCCAGACAGCCAGAUUCUGCCAUUCGGUUCAUCCAUCAACACUUUCGGCGUCCACUCCUGCGACAUAGACCUGUUCCUGGACCUGGAAAACACAAAGGUGUUCCAGGCGCGUGCCAAGUCCACCACAGAACAGGCAGGGGAGGCCAUGUCAGACGAUGGCCGCUCAGAGGACUCCAUCCUGUCUGAUAUCGACCUGUCCUCUUCCUCUACCAACGAGGUCCUGGAACUUGUUGCAACAAUCCUCAGACGCUGUGUCCCCAGUGUGCACAAAGUCCACGUGGUCGGCAGUGCUCGCCUCCCUGUAGUCAAGUUCCAUCACCAGGAGCUGAACCUGCAGGGCGACAUCACCAUCAACAACAGACUGGCAGUAAAGAACACCCGCUUCCUACAGCUGUGCUCAGGGGUGGAGGACAGGCUGAGGCCGCUGGUGUUCACCCUCCGCUACUGGGCCAAGCAGAAACAGCUGGCUG
This is a messenger RNA of Notothenia coriiceps (black rockcod), 1197 nucleotides long. It is a transcript of the gene tut1, whose product is annotated as terminal uridylyl transferase 1, U6 snRNA-specific. Lineage: Eukaryota; Metazoa; Chordata; Actinopteri; Perciformes; Nototheniidae. Gene Ontology annotation, cellular component: nuclear speck. The record is from RefSeq and is a predicted model, not a curated record. The transcript is spliced from 7 exons. Gene Ontology annotation, biological process: RNA 3'-end processing. Gene Ontology annotation, molecular function: poly(A) RNA polymerase activity; RNA binding. The annotation marks the transcript as partial.